UCGGUUUCCACGUCGCCUUGAUUGCUACGCCCCGCCGCUCCAGGACGCAAUAUAACUAUUCGAUAAGCUCUGCCGGUCAACCUCGUUUUCGACAUCGCAGAACAGCGGCCAAAGAUGGUGCUCGGACGGUUGACCCAUUAUGCCUUCGACGCUGUGCUCUUCUCCGCAUUUCUCGCGGGUAUGAAGCGCUCGACAGGCUUGACUUUCAAGACGGAGAAGGUGGCCGGGGACAACAAGGAAAUGUCCAAAUGGGUCGAUAAGUACCUCGGCGUUGGCGAGUGGGUGAUGGAUCAGUCGGUCGCCAUUGCCGGUUCGAGCGGGUGGUUCGAGCGGACGCGGUAGAAACGAACCUUCGCUUCGGAUGGCGUAUGGGGCGGGAGGGUAAAACCGGUACUGUCCCGGGGAUGGGACGACAGCUUUUCUAGCUGGAGAUGUAGUGGGCCGGCCGAUCGAGCUCGGGCUGGGCCGGAGGUUUCCCGUGAUACCGGGCUCCUCAAUUAGGUCUCAUGGGUGGCGUUCUGGUUGACUUUGGUGGGUGCUUUAGCCUCGAAAUUCAAUUUUAUGGUUUCGUGCAUCA
Molecule: messenger RNA, 577 nt
Organism: Thermothelomyces thermophilus ATCC 42464
Lineage: Eukaryota; Fungi; Ascomycota; Sordariomycetes; Sordariales; Chaetomiaceae
Exons: 4
Coding region: 115-342 (75 amino acids)
Cellular component (GO): cytoplasm
Source: RefSeq, a predicted model, not a curated record